Messenger RNA from Haplochromis burtoni (Burton's mouthbrooder), 3052 nucleotides. It is a transcript of the gene soul3, whose product is annotated as heme-binding protein soul3. Bases 376 to 1233 code for a protein of 285 amino acids. The record is from RefSeq and is a predicted model, not a curated record. Lineage: Eukaryota; Metazoa; Chordata; Actinopteri; Cichliformes; Cichlidae. The transcript is spliced from 5 exons.
ACAUAGCGCUGACCUCCGGCGACGACAAGGGAAGCGACACGCUGCUCCGCACGAGCGAAAGCGACGUUGACUUUUUUGUUUUCAGCGGCUCCAAAGUGCUCCCGGUGAAAGAAAAUGCGUCGUUUAAGUCGUAUAUAAGUCAGCUAUGCAAACAUGGCUAUGUGCAUCGGGUGAAGCUUAGCAGCGCCUGGUUUGUCGACCAUAAAGUAAAGGUUGUCCUAAUCUGGACAAGCAAAAACAACGCGGCGCGUAGAAGGAAGAAGACUAGCGCUUGAGCAAAUCGUCGUUCCGGACGAUUUUGAAGCAUUUAUUCUUUUGCCCAUUAAUUUGAGACAGUUAUCUCAUUAGGUACUAGUCAAUUUUACAAAGAAAAAAAUGGACCGAGGUGGCUGCCAGAUGAGUGGCGGCGGUCCUAGUAGUGGAGACGGUAGCGGCCCCGACCGACACGGGAUGAUCACACUGGAGGACCUGGAGUCUUUCUCGGAGGACCAGCCCGAAGACUCUGGCAAUGGGAGUCUCGAAGAAGAAGGCCAGACCAUGGAGGAAGACGAAAAUCCAGACCGCCUGCUACAUUACUGGCAGGAGGUAGCGAGGGGACACCAAGUGGAAGUUUCUCAAGAUAUGGCAGAACCCAUUCAACAGCUAAGCACCAAUAACCAAGGACGCAGUCACAGAGAGCAGAUCCCGUUUACCCUCCUUGGACGCAAAGAGAAGUGUGGUGAGAUCCUGUAUGAGAAACGCCACUAUGAAAAGGGUCACUGGGCUUGUAUAAUAAUGCGUGAGGAGACGUAUGAACAGAGCAUUUGCUAUGGCUUUAUGAGGAUAAUGAGAUACAUCUGCCAACACAACUCCUUAGGUGACUAUCUGGGCAUGACGCUGCCUAUUGUAACAGUGGUGCGCACAGAUGAGAAUCAUUCUGCAAUGUCCCCUGAUGUCACUGUGGCUUACUACCUUCCCACUGAGCACCAGGCCCAGCCCCCCCAACCUCACGACAGCGACAUUGUCAUUGAGAUCUGGCCUGCCACUGUUGUAUAUACGAGAUCACUCCUUCCCUCUUCCAGAGCCUUUAGCGGUCCCACCAAUGAAGUGACCAUCAUAAACCAGAUAAGCACCUUGGCCGAGCUGCUGGAGUCUCCAGGAGUGUGUGUCAACGACUCAUUCAUCGUGGCCGGCUACACCAACCCUGCUCACAACAACCGUCAGAAUGAAAUCUGGUUUUUAGAGCGGCGCUAAGGGAUAGUGGGAUUACGUGGCAUCCUACUUGUGACCCUUAACCUUCAUAAAGACUCCCUUAACACUGCCCCAGCUUAGCUACAGCCUCAGGUGCAACAUCGUCGUCAGUUACCACCACUACUACCUGAAAUGACCACCAGCCCAGCAACACUCCAGAAACAUCUGGUUUCAUCUUUAAAUGACAACAAGCUCAACCUCAGUCAGUUUUCCUUUCUGUUCAUUUUAGUUAGAUCAUUUGGCACACAAGAACUGAACUCGACCACUGCCAUAGUCUUGUGAACACUACUCAGAUGAUAGGGUGAAGCGUAGCAUUUACCCCUGCUUAAAGAUGGCUAACAACCUUUUCCUAAGCACACUGCCCACUAAGUGGUGUCAGAAACAUGCAACAGCCUGCUCAUCUGCAGAGGAGUCAGGUUUUGUGGUGGACAUGCAGCCAUAUUGUGCUCCCUUCUUUUUUGUUGCGCAGCCACAAUAUCUUGUUAUGGAAUGACGCCAUCAUUCUCUUGCUUAUUGAGGCAUUUACAGCUCUGCCACAGUUGAUCCACUGUUACUUUACCUCUGGAUUACAUACUUCAUUACAGGUUAUAGGUUUGUGAUAACAGUCACACAGCAUAUUCUGCAUAUUCAGUAAAAAGUGCAAUAUUUAUUAGAUAACCAUAACAACAUGGCAGUACCUGGGCCACUAACCUAACCCAAUCUAGGUGCAUUCAAUUGAUGAAAAUUUAGGAGGGGAUUCUGCAGCAUCCAUCUUGACCUGAACUAGUGGCUUUAACUAUAAAUAAGCUUGACACAAACGGUGAUGUUAAUUUAGAAAACAAGCACUUUUGAACGGAACUUGUUCAUGUGUGUUUACACUUGAAUGUAAAUCUACGGGACAAGGGGGUAACACACAGAUCACUUCUACAAACCAAAUGCUGAAACACUCACUGAUAUAUAUAUAUAUUUAUUUAUUUUUUGCUGAAUGACAAUCAUACAGUACUUAUAGAUUAUAUACAUCCUUUUCUCUUACAAAAAUAAUGCAGUGUAACGCAUUCCUCAUGUUUCAGGUCUUGUACACACACAAGUAGUUACCCAAGUACCUCUUUUUGUGCUUUAAAAAUAAACAAAAAACUACUUUUUAGUAUUAGUCAUCAUUCACUAACAAUUGCAAAUACUACCACUGCUGAGUAGAGACGAUGCAAACUCGUUAAGAGAUACACAACAGAGAAUAUAACUGUGAUAAAAAUAGAAGGCGCAAUUCUGAUUCAGUUAAACUCAUCUUCUAUCAAAAGAAGAGUCUAUAAAGAGAUUGAUGGUUUUAUUCAUUAUAUUUUAAUAUAAAAUCAUUAAACAAAUUAAUUCAGAACUCCAGCUAACCCUGCAGUUUGCAAUAACAGGGAUUUUUCUCUUCUGGAAAUAAGAGAAUCUCUCUUCCAGUGAGAUAAACCUGGUAAAGAAUUGGCCAAAUUAUCACAGUGUGAGGAUUUUUACCAGAACAUUUGUAGCUUUUUUCUUUCUUUUUUUUAUGUAGGAAAAUACAAGGUAAAAAUGAUCAUUGUGUGAAACGGAGAGCAUUACAAUUAAGAAAGUUGGUAUUGGGUUGGGGAGGUUGCCCAGUCGUAAUCUCAAGAAGAACCGGUUAACAUCAGUGCAUCCAAAUCCAAAGACUUUAUUCUGCAUUAAAUGAUUGUAGCAUUGCUAUGAUACUCUGUGACAUCUGUAGGGUGUAAACUCUUGCAAAGCCAUGUUACGUGUAGGUCGGUAUUCCCUCUGAGAGCCUAGUUACAUAGCAACUGCAAGUGUCUGGAUUUAAUUUGUUUUUGCUUUUUUUUUUUUUUUU